This is a messenger RNA of Branchiostoma belcheri (Belcher's lancelet), 1572 nucleotides long. RefSeq names its product beta,beta-carotene 15,15'-dioxygenase-like. Bases 93 to 1499 code for a protein of 468 amino acids. The transcript has 10 exons. Gene Ontology annotation, biological process: carotene catabolic process; retinal metabolic process. Lineage: Eukaryota; Metazoa; Chordata; Leptocardii; Amphioxiformes; Branchiostomatidae. Gene Ontology annotation, molecular function: carotenoid dioxygenase activity; beta-carotene 15,15'-dioxygenase activity. The record is from RefSeq and is a predicted model, not a curated record.
AGAUCCCCAAAUGGCUGAGUGGGUCCCUCCUGAGGAACAGUCCUGGCAAGUUUGAACAGGGAGAACAGAAGUACAGACACUGGUUUGAUGGCAUGGCUCUCAUCCACAAGUUUCACAUUCAGAAUGGAGAUGUGACAUACCAGAGUAAGUUCCUACGCAGCGAUGCGUACGUACAGGGACUGGAACAGAAGAGGAUCGUCAUGUCAGAGUUUGGCACAACUGCCUACCCUGAUCCCUGCAAGAGCAUCUUCUCCAGGCUGUUCUCCUAUUUCACCCCCAUGUCCAGACCCAGGACAGACAACGGGAACGUCCAUUUGAUGCAGGUUGGGGAGGAGUACUACGCACACACUGAACUCCCGUACAUACGCAAAGUGGAUCCCAGAACCCUGGACUCUGGCAAGUUGAAGGUGGACUACCAGAAGUACGUGGCAGUGAAUGGAGCCACUGCACACGCUCAGAAUGACACAGACGGAACCGUGUACAACAUGGGAACGACCUACGGGAAGAACGGGGGGUACUGUCUCAUCAAGAUCCCUCCUCCUGAUAAGGGUGAAGUAGAGAACCCCCUCCAGAAAGCCUCCAUCAUCGCCAAGAUCCCCCAGAAGUAUGGCGCCUUCCCAAACUACUUCCACAGCUUCGCCAUGACGGAGAACUACUUUGUCUUCGUGGAGCAGCCGUUUUACCUGAACGUGCUGAAGAUCAUGGCAGGUCCCAUCUUUGGCUACGGUGUGGACUGGGCCUUCCAGUUUCACAAGGAGAUUCCUACCCAGUUUCAUGUGAUAGAAAAGGCCACAGGGAAGAUCCGGACCACUAAGUACACAGCAGACGCCAUGAUGACAUUCCACCACAUCAACGCCUACGAAGACAAUGGACACCUGGUCAUGGACCUGUGUGCCUUCGCCAAGAUGGAUGCCGUCUUCCAGUUUUACCUGCACAACCUGCACACCUGGUCCAAGGAGGAGGCCAACGCAAAGCUGGGAGACACCGACAACUACAUCGCCAGAUUUGUCCUUCCUCUUAAUGUUCCUGAGGACAUUCCUGAUGAUGAGAAUCUGGUGAAGCUUUCUGGCACCCUGGCCUCGGCCAUCAGAAAGGAUGACUCCAUCUACUGUGUGCCAGAGAUCCUCACUGAUGCAAACUUUGACCUGCCCAGAGUUAACGAGAGGUACAAUGGGAGGAAGUAUCGCUACAUCUAUGGAACAGACGUUUACGUUUGUCCUUUCAGACUGGUGAAGGUGGAUACAGAGACCAAAGAGAAGAUCUACUGGUCUGAGGAGAACUGUUACACUGCAGAACCUGUGUUUGUGGAGGCACCUAACCCCACCUCAGAAGACGAUGGUGUUGUGCUGUCUGCUGUUAUAAGGGCGGGCGAGGGGAAGUCCACCUGCUUCCUGCUGGUCCUGGAUGGGAAGACCUUCACUGAGCUGGGCAGGGCUGAGCUCUCCCAACCCAACAAAGUCCCCAUGCAGACCCACGGGAUCUAUGUGGCCAACAUGUAGACUGGCUACAGUCUGUAACAACUGUAAUCAACUGUUCAACUUCAGUUAAACUGUUCAGAGCCACAAGGCCACA